This is a messenger RNA of Vitrella brassicaformis, 959 nucleotides long. The record is from the annotation of a GenBank genome assembly. NCBI's taxonomy places the organism in Eukaryota, Vitrellaceae.
CUGCUGACGGAUUUUAUGUCUGAAGGUGUGUCCGACCGUCCGUCCUUACAUCAAGGCUACUCACCCGCUAAACGACAUGCAACACCAUCACACGUCACACGAGGAAAAAUGGGCCACUCGGACGAGAAAUGACCCUCUCUUGCCGCGUCAAUGCGGCUGUAUUCACACACACGCUCACCAACGCUCAAUACGUAUACACACACAGAAGUGCUCGAAAAUUGGCUCUCCGACGAUUCAAACGACUGGAAAACUGAUACACUCAUGUACCACUCACAUGCUGAAUCAGCUAGGUAGUCGACGCACGGACCACCAUCUCCACAGAAAAUUUGCCCCGCUGGCCGUGGAAAAACGACGAGAGUGAAAAACACACACCGCCCCACGAGUGUCAUCUGUUUGUGAGUGAGUGGUAUGGUCAAAUGAUUGCGAGCAGUUUGUACUCGAUGUAUCUCGUGUCCUGGGACAGCUCAUUUAGCUCCGGCGGCACAAUCAGGCGGCGUAUCUCCCCCACCCGCAUCGACAACAAUGCCUCCCGACGCCACUUGGAGUGAACCUGCACACAGGCACAGACGUGCUCGCCUUUGUGCAUAUGUCUGUGUGUGCGUGUGCUGACCUCACUGAUAGCGGCCACCACGCCCUUGAGCUCUGGCUGCUUGAGCUUGCCGCCGAAGGCAUCCAACGACUUGAAGUCAUACUUGACGCGGUGGUGGUGUUGUGGCUGCGGCCCGUUGCCCUCGCGCAGCACCUGAUACGACACGCCCAGGGGGCUGCGGCGCAGUGAGGGGACGGCCUUCUCGGAGCUCUCGCUGUCUUGCUCACUGCCCGAUGUGCUGAGUGGCACAAGGGAAAGGAACACAUGACUGUUGAUGAUAUGUUUUAAGUGAAAUUGAAGCAUACCUGCAGCUGUUCGCCUGAUUGCGGUCCAUAGCACCCGCCAAAGACGGGAGAUGACGCCGCGAGAC